UUGAGGAAAAUGCCAAAAAGUACUUUUUUUUGCAAAAUAUUAAUCAUACGAUCAGUGACAAUAAUAAUGUUAUCUGUCUAGCUCUUAUAAAGUACUUUCAAAUUCAACCCAAAUAUACACAUAAGCUUCAUCAGUCCAUAUAGUAAACUCAAACAAGAUACGAUAAAACUCCUUUUGUUUGCUCUUCGAUAUGGCAGGAUCAUCUUCUUUUUCUUCUUCUAAUGUCUCAUUGAUCCCGACGGGACUUCAAGUGUUCAUCAGUUACCGGGGAAAAGAGCUACGCGACGGCUUCGUCAGCUUUCUUUUGCGUGGCUUCAAAGACAAAAACAUUAACGUGUUUACAAACGAUCAAGAAGAGAAGGGCAAAGACCUAAUCAGCCCGUGUGAUAGGAUAAGUGAGUCAAGAUUUGCGUUAGUUAUCUUCUCUGAAGGGUACACCAAGUCAAAAAAGUGUUUGGACGAGCUGGUACAUAUCAAGGAACGCGUGGAUCAAGAAAAACUUAGAGUGAUUCCCAUUUUCUACAAGCUUGAUGCCACCGUCGUGAAUGGUCUUAAAGGAAAAUUCGGGGAUAACUUCAGGGAUCUGGUUGAAAGAUAUCAACAUGAACCAAAAAGAAUACAGAAAUGGACGGAAGCUUUGAAUUCAACUUCCCAAACAUUUGACAUGCCCUUGCCAGCAUACAGGAUUCUGGAAGAAAAAUAUCGACAUGAACCAGAAACAUUCCAGCAAUGGAAGUCAGCUUUGAAUACUAUUUUCCCAAAGUUAUCCUUGACUUUGUCAAAUUACAGUGAGACAUCCGAGAACGAUUUCAUAAGCUUAAUCUGCAAAGGAAUGAAUGGCAAUAGAGGAGAAGAAAAUAGUGACUGUUUAUUGGUCCCAGCAAGGGGACUCAGUCUCGGUAAGCACGAGGCACCAAACUCUCUCAUGGCUGCUUCGUCUUCGGUUUUGAGACCCAACUCGCUGGGGCCUCAAGUUUUCAUCAACUUCCGGGGAAUAGAAUUGCGCAGAAACUUUAUAAGCUUUCUCUACGCUGCCUUGAAAGAAGCGGAUAUAAACGUCUUCAUAGACGAAGGCGAGCUAUUGGGAUCAGAUUUGGUUAACCUAUUGAAAAGAAUAGAAGAGUCUGAGAUCGCUUUAGUGAUCUUCUCCAAGGAUUACACGAGUUCGCAUUGGUGCUUAGAUGAGCUGGCCGUCUCAUAGUGGUUCUAUUGGAAGAUAUAUUUACAUAUUUAUGUUAUAUGGGUAAUAUACUUUAUUGUAGUUUAGGAAGUUGUAUAACUUGGUCCACAAGUCUAGUAUAUUCGGGUGUCUCUUGUGUAUAUAUAUUGGUUGUAUUGGUUCAAGAUUAAUAACACAAAU
This is a messenger RNA of Camelina sativa (false flax), 1360 nucleotides long. RefSeq names its product protein PHLOEM PROTEIN 2-LIKE A5-like. The record is from RefSeq and is a predicted model, not a curated record. NCBI's taxonomy places the organism in Eukaryota, Viridiplantae, Streptophyta, Magnoliopsida, Brassicales, Brassicaceae. Gene Ontology annotation, biological process: signal transduction.